AGAGAGAGAGACAUACACACACUCACAGACCUGGAGGGACACCCCCCCGCACAGAGAAAGAGGAGCCAAGGCUUUUGAGCGAAGUUUACAGCCAACAGUUAGCAAGAACUUUGGCCGAGUUCGGGAUCAGCCUGUCCUGCCCUGCCCUGGGGAGGGCAUGAGCGCCACCUCACUGAACGCUGCGGGGGAUUUGGUGCCAGGCGUGGACCCGGCCCUCUUUGUCAGUGACACGUUGCCGGCUGACAGGCGCUUCAUGGCAACAGUUGGCAAUGGUUACCUGGGCACCAGAGUGUACGACAAGGUCAUGCAUGUCAACGGCGUGUACAACGGCGAGGCGGGGGAGUGUCACCGUGCGGACGUGCCAUCCCCGGCGGGUGCGGAGCUGAAUGUGGCCGGGGCGGGGGCCGAGGACACCAGCUUCACUCUCAAUACCAGGACAGGAACUUUCUCCUGUGUUAUUCAGAGUGGGAAGUUCAGGGUGGCCCAGAGGAUAUUCGCGCACCGUACUCAUGUCCACCUGCUGGCCUUAAUGGUGGAGGCUGAGCGCCUGGGCAACUACACGGAGCCCGUUGUCAUUACCAUCAAUUCCACGUUCACCCCCCACAGCCAAGAUAUUGAGUUUGUGAGCGGCCCGGACUUCAUGGGAGCAAAAUAUAUCCAUGGACAAACAUUGACCCCUGAGGUGAAAGGUGGCCGGAAGCUAAGUGUCCACCUGCUCUGGACCCCACUGCCUGGGUUUCUGAGGCUGGAACCCGGCGAGCACAGCCGCUCGUGGGCAUUCCUGACAGCGGUGGCAGAAACGGAGGAAGGGGCGAGGAGGGCUUACACACAGGGGCUGUCCCUGGCUCAGGCCGGGACCCUCUACCCCUCCCACAUGGAGGCCUGGGCCUGGCUGUGGGGGCAGAGCCGGCUGGAGGUGACGGGGUCCCAGCAUCUGAGCCAGGCCCUAUUCGGGGGUCUGUACUACUUGAUGAGCAGCCUCCCCCAGGCCCACACCCCUGACUUCCUGUUCACAGGCCUGAGCCCGGGUGGGCUGCCCAACGGGGGUAGAGGGCAGGACUAUCACGGCCACGUGUUCUGGGAUCAGGAGAUCUGGAUGUUCCCAAUCGUGGUGAUGUUCCGGCCGGAUCUGGCGGUGAAGCUGCUUCAGUACCGUGUGCAGACUCUCGGCCCUGCCAGGGACAUCGCCCGACAACAGGGCUACCAGGGCGCCAAAUACCCAUGGGAGAGCGCUGGCACCGGGACCGAGGUCAGUGAUGCUGACAUUUACGGGAAAAGAGAAAUCCACAUCAACGGUGACAUCUCGUUCGCAUUCAGACAGUACUUCUACCUGACACAGGAUCUGGAGUUUUUCCGGAAUUGCGGGGGUUGGGAGGUGGUGGUCAGCAUCGCCGAGUUCUGGAGCAGCCGAGUCACGUGGAACCCUGAGGAGGGUUGUUACGACAUCAAAGGAGUGAUGCCUCCUGAUGAAUAUCAACCCAACAUCAACAACUCAGUGUACACCUCUGUGGUCGCCAAAUACAGCCUACAGUUUGCUGUGGAGCUGGGGACCAGGUUAUCCAAGCCGGUGCGGCCCGAGUGGGAGGAGAUCGCGGAGAAACUGAAGGUGUCCUUUGACCCCGAGCGGCAGUAUCAUCCAGAGUAUGACGGGUACACGCCAGGGACUGAUGUGAAGCAGGCUGACGCUGUGUUGCUAGGAUUCCCAUUGAUGUAUCCCAUGAACCCCGAGGUGCGGAGGAACGACCUGGAGAUAUAUGAAGGUGCGACGGAUCCUGACGGGCCAGCCAUGACCUGGAGCAUGUUUGCGAUCGGUUGGCUAGAGCUGAAGGCCACGGCCCGAGCCGGACAGCUACUGGAGAAAUGUUACAAGAAUAUCCAAGAGCCGUUCAAGGUGUGGAGCGAGAGUGCUGAUGGCUCGGGAGCCGUCAACUUCCUCACUGGGACAGGCGGCUUCCUGCAGUUCCCACUGUUUGGCUGCACCGGCAUCAGAGUCAGGAAGGACUGUCUAUACUUUGAUCCCAUACUGCUCGAUAACAUCAGCGAGCUGCGAAUUACUGGCAUCAGUUACCUUGGAAACAAACUGGACUUUGAGUUGACGAAGGAGCUGUUCACUGUUGUCCUGACCGCAGCCCCGGGCCCCCAGGUCAACCUGCUGGAAGCCGUGCUGUGUGGUUCAGGAGAAAGCUUCACAUUGUACAAAGGGCAACCAGUCUCUUUCGCUCCAGGACCAGGAAAGAUACAGAAGCAGACGUCAUCCUGCUGGUUGCUGUGAGCUCUGGACACACUAUUUCCUUCCCUCUUUCCAGGUCUCCCCUCCUCAACAGAUCAUAGCUCCAAUGGUACAAGCUGCACCUUUUAUCCAGUAUACACUCCCCAGGCUUGCUGAGAGGCUGCGGGCCAUACUCUGGGGCAUAUUAUUGACUGACUUUCGCCUUUUAAUGUUAAGGGUCUCUUCCACCUGACUUAAACAGCUCCUCAAGGCUGUGCAAUGUGCGCUGACCCUGUGGUUACACACUAUAAACUAUUGGUGAUCUGUUAUUCUCAAUCUCUUCCCAAUGAGGCAAAAUAUCAAUUUAUCUCUCAGCUAUUCUUUAACUACACUAUAUGAAAAGCGAAGGGAGUCUUGUCUCUCCUGGUCUCCCGGUGUGCUGCUGGCAAUCGCACAGAGACUUUACAGUAAUGAACUCUGCAAUGCUUUGCACUUCACUGGAGUGUCAGCCCAGCCCAGACUGUGAAUCUAAGCUCCCAACGUGCGGUUUGAAAUCUUCUGACUCUAUGGAUGGAGCUAGGCUGAGACCUAUUUAAGAUGGAGGAACCCAAACCUGAACAACACACAUCUGAUGAGGUCUGACCUGAGCUUGGUAUAACUUUUUUGUCUUUAUGCUUAUUUCUAAGCGCUCUAGGACGCUACCCCGCACGAGGGGCGCUAUAAAAAUGCAAGUUGUUAUGUUCCAGAUCUCUUGUGAUAAAGUGCACAGGGCAAUGCACAGCUCGCACAGAGCCAAAUUGUUAAUGCGCAUUUGGUUGAAAAUUACACUGUGUACACUGUGAGUUUGUGCUGUGUUCUGGUGUCAGAAUGCUCAAAAAAUAAAGUGAUAUCAGUC
Messenger RNA from Callorhinchus milii (elephant shark), 3104 nucleotides. It is a transcript of the gene pgghg, whose product is annotated as protein-glucosylgalactosylhydroxylysine glucosidase. Lineage: Eukaryota; Metazoa; Chordata; Chondrichthyes; Chimaeriformes; Callorhinchidae. Gene Ontology annotation, molecular function: catalytic activity; carbohydrate binding. The transcript has 14 exons. Gene Ontology annotation, biological process: carbohydrate metabolic process. The record is from RefSeq and is a predicted model, not a curated record. The coding region runs from base 158 to 2272 and encodes 704 amino acids.